Messenger RNA from Condylura cristata (star-nosed mole), 2426 nucleotides. It is a transcript of the gene LETMD1, whose product is annotated as LETM1 domain containing 1. Lineage: Eukaryota; Metazoa; Chordata; Mammalia; Eulipotyphla; Talpidae. Bases 13 to 1095 code for a protein of 360 amino acids. Gene Ontology annotation, cellular component: mitochondrial inner membrane. The transcript has 9 exons. The record is from RefSeq and is a predicted model, not a curated record. Gene Ontology annotation, molecular function: ribosome binding. Gene Ontology annotation, biological process: intracellular monoatomic cation homeostasis.
CUCGCUGUGAAGAUGGCGCUGUCCAGGGUGUGCUGGGCUCCGGCUGUUCUGUGGGGUUCGGCGCUCACCCGUGGACCUUAUGUCACACGCAGGCUGCAACUCAGCCGCUGCGGCCUGGCCUGGGGAGCCCCUCGGUCUUCACAGCUUCACCUUUCUCCAAAGGCAGAUGUGAAGAGCUUGAUUUCUUAUGUGGUGACCAAAACAAAAGCGAUAAAUGGGAGAUACCAUCAGUUCUUGAGCCACAACUUCCCCCGCUUCUAUGUACUGUACACAACCUUCAUGAAAGGAUUGCAGAUGUUAUGGGCUGAUGCCAAAAAAGCUAGAAGAAUAAAGGCAAAUAUGUCGAAGCACAAUAUAAAGUUUCAUCAACUUUCAUACCGGGAGAUGGAGCAUUUGAGACAGUUCCGACGAGACAUCACCAAGUGUCUUUUCCUAGGUAUUAUUUCCGUCCCACCCUUUGCCAACUACCUGGUCUUCUUACUAAUGUACUUGUUUCCUAGGCAACUCCUGACCCAAUAUUUCUGGACCCCGAAGCAACGGAUUGAUUUCUUAGACAUCUAUCACGGUCUCCGGAAGCAGUCCCACACAGACAUCCUUAAACACUUAGAAAGGGUCGCUCCUCUCAUCUCUGAUGCGGGGCUCCAGUGGCAUAUGAAGGAGCUGUGCGCCAAGAUUCAGCGUGGUACCCACCCAGCAAUCCAUGACAUCCUGGCUCUGAGAAAGUGUUUCUCAGACCAUCCUCUGGGCAUGAUGCAGCUGGAGACUCUGCAGAUGAAAGCCUUGAGUCGAGCCAUGCUGCUCACACCUUACCUGCCUCCUCUCUUAUUGCGACACCGUUUAAAGACUCACACCACUGUGAUUCACCAACUGGACAAGGCUUUGGCAAAGCUAGGGAUUGGCCAGCUGACGGCUCAGGAAGUGAAAUCGGCUUGUUAUCUCCGUGGCCUGAAUUCCACCCAUGUUGCUGAAGAGCGGUGUCGAACCUGGCUGGGAGAAUGGCUGCAGAUUUCCUGUAGCUUGAAAGAAGCAGAGCUGUCCCUCCUGCUGCACAACGUGGUCCUGCUUUCCACCAACUACCUGGGGACGAGGCGCUGAGUGAGCGUGGAGAUGCCACUGUCCUGCGGUCACACAGCACAGCAGCGCGGGACCAAGCAGCACUUGCCAGCGAGUCUGUGUGUACUGCCAGGCGUGUGGGAGGGGAGCAGGUGCACAGGCUUCCCAGUGUGGAAGCUGAACAGAAACAAACCCUCUUACCAGGGGUGGCCCAGGUGAGGUGUCACCCCAGCUCCCGCGGAACUAGCUGCCGCGGGCAGCAACCUCCCUGGGCUCUGUGAUGUUCUCAGUUCAGGCCCCAGGCUCCCGCCGCGGUGGGCGCCGCAUUGGUUAGGCCUCGUCCGCUGCGUACUCUGUACAGCUGUUUCUGUGAAAGGCGGUUUCUGGCUCGGGUCGGGAGCAGCUCUGAACUGGGUCCUUUGACCCGUGCAUGUUUCAGUGCUUCCCCAAUCCUCCUGACACGACCAAAACUGGUUUUUUUUUGUCCGCUCCUUGGACUAACCACACCGUCCCCUUUCCAAGUCCUUUGAACACUUCUGUUCCUUGCCCCCUACAACCUCUCCCUCACCCCCCAUAGCUAUGUUAACUUUAGUAGAUAAAAAGAAACAAUUGCUUCUUUGACUCCUUUCCAUCCAACACCCCCUUGUCUUAAUUUCUGGGCUGUGCUACAGCCUCUCUGGAUCUAAACGUGGCUACCCUCACUGCAUUGCAGCAAUACAGCUGUAACCAGAGGUAGCUGCCUUCUUUAAGCCUUGGGUCAAACAUGUGAGGUACCUGCUGCCCAGCCUGGGAGACCAGGAGAGGUCUGCCUCAAGGCAGUAAGUUGGGUUAGUUUGUGUAUGUGUACAUUUGUGGCUUGUAGUAACUUACUGUAAAUGCAUGAAGCACAGUUUUUAAUCCCAAGUAAAGACUGCUUGAAACCAGUAGCUGCAAAUGACUUAUACUCUAUAAUCGCUUUGCUAAGUCUCCUUUUACGAGACUGACAUAGCCUUACUAAUGGGGAGAGAACUCUGGAAUAGUGUCUUCUGAAGGGGGUGGAAGUUAGGAAGUGCGCGAUUUGAAGUCGAUCCUCUUGCUGGAUUUUAAGAUGGUUAUCUAGGAAAAAAGAUGCAAUGGGCCCGAGUAGAGACUUCAGACUGAGAAGAGAGAAGGAGCCAGGCCUGCUUCCGCUGAGCAGUGCAGCGGGCAUCUACGUGAUCAAGUCAAGCUCUUGAUGCUCUGACAGAAUGUUGUUUUCCUACCACAAAACAUCCUGUUUCCCAUUAAUCCCUAACUGACCUAAUUUGCUCUAUACACAGUGCUGGAAGAACACCCUUUCUCUUAACAAGUAACUGUACUGCGACCUGCCAAGAUAAAGGAUAACCCACCAUUCC